UCUCAUUCAUUUCGGCGUGAGAUGCGUCCCGACUGACUUCAGACCAUGCUCGUCACAGUGCUUGCGCUGGCCGUCGCGAGCUGGCCGUCGGCCGCCGUGGCCGCCCCGCCCCAGUUGCAGAUGCCGCCCAUGCCGCUGGCCAUGGCCACCCCCUGGUGGGCGCACCUUCACGGUGACAAGUGCAAAAACGAAAGUGCCAUGUUUGUCGAGGAGCUGCACAAAUUGACCUUAUGGGCUGUUCAGAUGUUUGACUCGUCGGCAAAGUUCCCUUCCGGAGUGAUGUACGGUCAGACGUACGCCUUCGGCAAUUACGACGAGUGCAUGAGCCUGUCCAAGUCAGGGUCGCCCGUCCCAGGGCAGUACUGUCUGGCCAGGGUGCAGCUGCGGCCGAGCGACCACUUGCCCUGGGGGUCGGCGGCCGAAGACGACUCGGCCGCCCGCACCUUCCGUGAAUUCAUUUCGGCGCCGAUGCCGCCCAAAGAACACGAGCCACGAAUCCCCAAACACGACGACGAUGACCCCAAUGCAUCCGUCUGGCUCAAAGUGCAGCGGACAAUUACGGACCCAUCAAAGAAGCGCCGAGACGUUUUGCACUGGGGACUGUGCGUUCCUUCCUCGUGCGAUAAAUUGGACGUGGAGGCGCACUUGAGGGCCAUGAUAUCCCCACUGGGCGCAUCUUUGGGCCUCGAAGGCUCCAUAAGAGUGCAGACCUGCGAGAAGGCCGAUACCGAAGAGCCUCUUUCAGUUGCAGCCAUUAUUUUAAUAAUAAUCAUCUGCGUUUCGGUGGCAUUUGUGGCGUUUGGUACCACCUACGAUCUCACGCAUUCCAUCAAAGACGGACGGAAAAACACUAAGUGGAAACCGUCGCGCGGCGAGCAGGUCGUGCUGUGCUUCUCAGUGUAUCGCAAUCUCAAGCGGCUGGUGAGCACCGAGGCUGACGAGCACCACUUGAAGUGCAUGCACGGCAUCAAGCUCUACUCAAUGGCGUGCGUCAUGCUCGGCCACCGGCUCAUGUUUUCCCUCGGCAGCCCCAUCCACAACCCCGAAUUCAUCGAAGGGUACUACGAGCGGCUGGACACGAUGAUUUUGCUCAACGGGUUCAUCAUAGUGGACACGUUUUUCACGAUCAGCGGCUUUCUGGUCUGCUUCCUCCUCUUGACCGCGUACAGCAAGAACGUCAAGGUGCCCAUCCCAGUGCUCUACAUUCAUAGAUACAUCAGAUUAACGCCGGUGUACGCGGUGGUGGUUUGCGUGUACGCCUGUCUGCUGCAGCACCUCGGCUCGGGGCCCAUUUGGAGCGCCAAGGUGGGCCGCGAGGUGACCCGAUGCGCCGACAACUGGUGGGCCAAUCUUUUGUACAUCAACAACUACGUCAACACCGACGCCAUGUGCAUGUUCCAGUCGUGGUACUUGUCCUGCGACAUGCACCUGUUCGUGAUUUCCGUACCGAUCGUCGCGUUGCUGUGGAAGCGACCCACGCUCGGAAAGGCCGUCCUCACCAUGGCCAUCGUCACCUCAAUCCUGGUGCCGUUCGCAGUCACGCUUUUGCAGGAACUGGACGCCCUCUUGCUGCUUUAUAUGAACACGCUGGAGGACCCGAUUUCGAACCAAACGUUCCGCAUGAUGUACGCGCCCACGCACACCCGCGGCAGCCCUUACUUCAUCGGCAUGGCGUUCGGGUACCUCACCUUCCUCGCCAAGCACCAGAAAUUCAAAGUUUCGCAGCGCACCCGACGCAUCUGCUGGUGGAGUUUGUCGGCAUUGCCUGCCGCCUCGAUGUUGUCUGCUUGGAUAUUCUACCUGCCAGGGCGCGAAUACAUCGCGCUUGAGGCGGCUGUCUACGGGGCCUUGCACAGGGUCGGCUGGAGUCUGGGCAUCAGUUGGAUUGUGUUCGCCGUCUGCACGGGCGGCAAAGGUGUGGUGAAUCUCAUGCUGAGCAUGAAGCCCGUGAUUGCCCUGAGCAGACUCACCUACUGCGCCUUCCUCUGCCACGGCGCCCUCCAACUUUACUCCGUCGCCACCAUUCGAGUUCCCGUCUACAUGAGCAUUUUUUCUCUGCUGUGGAUGACGAUGGGUGACAUUCUGAUGGCCUUUUUCGGCGGCGCCCUCCUCUCCCUGCUUUUCGAGUCGCCAUUCCUCGCCCUCGAAAAAAUCCUCCUCAGGAAGAAGAUCAAAGAAACCAUUGGCAAAGCGAGUGCCGAGUUGCCAGAAUGUGACUCUUUAAACCAACCUAUCACUGUUCUUCACCAGGAUGAAACCCACCAAGCAAAGAUCAAUCACGGUUUGCAAGAAGAACCAAUUGAAAUUUACAGAAAAACGGAAUGACAAAUUUUUAAUAUUUUCCUAUUUAAAUUUUACAUACAUUAUUACUUUUUUGGAAACAAUUCAAGUAUCUUUAAAAAUAUAAUUAAAAUUAAGCCACGACAAAUAAUUUGAGCAGGUGUGAAAACCAUUGUCAUAAUAGUCUUUGAAAAUUAUCAUCUCAAGUUAAUUUCGAAAGCUUAAUGUCAAAUGGAAUAAGGACACACAUAUUACUUGGUACAUUUUAAAUUUCCUUUUUCAGAACCUUGAAUAAAUUACUUUCUUGCUAUUGCCAACUUUCAAAUUUUAAAAUAUUUUACAUUUAGAAACUUGAAUUGAUAAAUUGUAUGUCAUAUUCAUUAUAACCAGAGUGCAUUUGUGGACUGCAUUGUGUUUAAGUCUUUGCUUUUGUGAUCUUCUUAAAAAUCAAAACAAUUUCAAACGCUUGAAUUUACACUCUAAGGAUAUCCUUUAAAAUUGUAUGUGUGACCCACCAUAUAAUUUAAAUAAGUAAUAUAAAUGCAAAAGUUUGUGUUGCCAUUAGAUAAAAAACUGAAUGAUAAUUUUGAUGCUUUAUUGGAAUUAGUGAAAGAUUUUAAUUGCGGAACCAAAACUUUUCCAGAAGACUUUACUAAUCUCUUAGGCUGCACUAAAUUUUGUAAACAUUCUAUAUAUUAUGUGUCUAUUUUUAUACAAUUUUAUAUCUUUCUCUCUUCAACUUACCGAUGGGAUAGUAUUGAAGACAAUUUUGUAAAUAAAGUAAA
Neocloeon triangulifer is the source of this 3065-nucleotide messenger RNA. Its product is annotated as nose resistant to fluoxetine protein 6-like. Lineage: Eukaryota; Metazoa; Arthropoda; Insecta; Ephemeroptera; Baetidae. Bases 46 to 2325 code for a protein of 759 amino acids. The record is from RefSeq and is a predicted model, not a curated record. Gene Ontology annotation, molecular function: acyltransferase activity, transferring groups other than amino-acyl groups. The transcript is spliced from 13 exons.